AUGACUAGUCUUGAAAUCGCAUGGCAUUGCAGUGCUGUCCUUCUCCCGGCUGGUGCGGCUGUGAAGCACGACGAGUCCGGCUGGAAGUUCGUUUGGUACUUUCUUUGGAUCAACUGUGUGCUUAGCGUCUCCUCUGCUGCGACAGCCGUGCCGCUUCUGUGUUGCCUUCCGCGUACAGCGGAAGCCCGGAGCAUUCUCCAUUCUGCUGAAGAACAGCAGGUUAUCGGAGCUGGCGACGAGGAGGUAGCAGAGAUGGGGCGGAUCGCCGUAGAGAUCGAGAGUACGGAGGGGUCGCAUGCCUCGCCUCGAAAGCGCAAAGCUUGGAGGUGGUUCUAUGUCAUCUCCGGAGCAAUCUGCUGCAGUUGCCUGGUAGGCUGCACGGCAGUCUUCCUGAUGAUUCACGCCUUCCCACCGGGUCACAGCCUAGCCUCCUUUCAGGCUUGCGCGGCUUGUUUCUGCAAGGAGAACGUCUCCGCGGACGUGAUUCGUUUCACACGCGACGUUGUCUAUGGCCAGGCAGCUGGCAGAGAGCUCCUCUUGGAUGUCUACGCUGCCGAGAAGCCCCUCAACAAUGGGACAUCUCCAGCAAUCGUCAUGAUUCACGGCGGAAACUUCAUGGCUGGUAGCAAGAGCCAAGGCCCUGUCGUGGAUGAGGCCUACUUCUUUGCGAGUUCGGGCUUCGUGGCCUUCAGUAUCGACUACCAGCUGGAGGCCGACAACUACCUCGCCGAGAACCAAGCCGUGCGGGACGCAGUGCACAAUGCCAAAGCCGCUGUGCGCUUCGUCCGGAAGAAUGCAGAGCGCUUCGGUGUCGAUGCUGCCCACAUCGCUGUAUGGGGGGAAUCAGCUGGUGCCAUUGUGGCUGCCAGCAUGAACUCCGUCUCCACCGAGGGUGCCAGUGGUACUCCCGGUGUGUCGUCCCAGGUCGCGGCAGCCCUUGGUCUCUCGGGCACGCUCUGGCCGUUUCUGGUUGGCAUGCCUGGGAAUGACGCCGAGGAAGUGAUCAGACACUGUCCCGGGGCUUUCUUCUGA
This is a messenger RNA of Symbiodinium sp. CCMP2456, 1032 nucleotides long. The record is from the annotation of a GenBank genome assembly. NCBI's taxonomy places the organism in Eukaryota, Dinophyceae, Suessiales, Symbiodiniaceae.